Messenger RNA from Arabis nemorensis, 1407 nucleotides. The record is from the annotation of a GenBank genome assembly. Lineage: Eukaryota; Viridiplantae; Streptophyta; Magnoliopsida; Brassicales; Brassicaceae.
AUGGCACCACCGUUCGAUUUGCCCGGAGACGACACCGUUGCCGGAAUCCAGAUUAAUCCUCCGGCGAGUGGUCGUGGUACUUCUGUAUACAGCGAAGUCCAAGCGAGUCGUAUCGACCACUCGCUUCCUCUUCCUUCCGUCCUUAAAAGCCCCUUUAAGAUCGUCGACGGACCUCCGAGCUCCGCCGCCGGAAAUUCAGAGGAGAUUGCGAAAUUGUUCCCGAAUUUGUUUGGACAACCAUCGGCUUUAUUGGUUGCUGACCAAUCUAAUGCAAUUCCAUCAGAACAAAAGCUUAAGAUUGGUGUUGUGUUGUCUGGUGGUCAAGCACCUGGAGGACACAAUGUUAUUUGUGGAAUAUUUGAUUAUUUGCAGGAAUAUGCGAAAGGAAGUAGUUUGUUUGGUUUUCGUGGUGGUCCAGCUGGCAUUAUGAAAGGCAAAUAUGUUGAGCUUACUUCUGAUUUUGUGUAUCCUUAUAGAAACCAGGGUGGGUUCGAUAUGAUAUGCAGUGGAAGAGACAAGAUAGAAACUCCUGAGCAGUUUCAACAAGCUGAAGAGACUGUAACAAAGAUGGACUUGGAUGGUCUUCUGGUUAUUGGUGGAGAUGACUCCAAUACUAACGCUUGUCUCCUUGCUGAAAACUUUAGAGGUAAAAACAUGAAAACUCGGGUUAUUGGGUGUCCAAAGACAAUAGAUGGCGAUUUGAAGAGCAAAGAAGUGCCCACGAGUUUCGGAUUUGAUACGGCUUGCAAGAUAUACUCAGAAAUGAUUGGAAAUGUUAUGAUCGAUGCACGUUCCACGGGAAAAUACUAUCACUUUGUGCGUCUUAUGGGCCGUGCUGCUUCUCAUAUUACACUUGAAUGCGCUUUGCAAACGCAUCCUAACAUUACUAUUAUUGGAGAAGAGGUGUCUAAAAUAGAAACAGAGAAAAUGCUAAUUCAAAUGGUUGAAACCGAGUUGGAGAAAAAGAAGAAGGAAGGAACAUACAAACGCGAGUUCAUGGGAAAAUCACACUUCUUUGGGUAUGAGGGAAGAUGCGGGUUGCCUACUAAUUUCGAUGCAACUUAUUGCUACGCAUUGGGUUACGGUGCUGGAUCACUUCUCCAAAGUGGAAAGACCGGAUUAAUUUCAUCGGUUGGGAAUUUGGCUGCUCCUGUUGAAGAAUGGACAGUUAGUGGUACCGCUUUAACCUCAUUGAUGGAUGUUGAGAGAAGACAUGGUAAAUUCAAGCCUGUUAUCAAGAAAGCUAUGGUUGAACUUGAAGGCGCACCGUUCAAGAAAUUUGCGUCGCAGCGGGAAGAAUGGGCUUUGAAGAAUCGAUACAUUAGUCCUGGACCGAUUCAAUUCAAGGGACCGGGAUCUGAUGCGCUAAAUUACACCUUACUGCUCGAACUCGGGGCUGAAGCCUAA